AUGGAUUCACCAAAUUCUCCGAAUCCAUACGACAAUAUGAGUCUAGAGGAUAUCAUAAUUGCAAAGUGUACUGACGAUCAUGAUGAUCAAUAUUUCAAAGCGCUCAUGGAUGGGGAAUAUCAAUUUCGAAGAAGAUUUAGAAUGCAUAGACAUGUAUUCCUACACAUAGUGCAAGCUCUAGAAAAUCAUUUAGAGUAUUUCCAUACGAGGUUUGAUGCAGUCGGUAGAAGGGGGCUUUCGCCAUUACAGAAGUGCACCGUUGCUAUGCGAAUGUUGGCAUAUGGAGCGCCUGCCGAUUAUGUUGAUGAGUAUGUUCGAAUUGGUGAAACUACCGCUAUUGAAUGUCUAGUCAAUUUCGUUCGAGAAGUGAAUGAUAUUUUUGGGACCGAAUAUUUAAGACGGCCCAAUGCUGGGGACCUUCGUCGCUUACUUCAAAUGGGGGAGGUGCGUGGUUUUCCAGGCAUGUUGGGAAGCAUUGAUUGUAUGCACUGGGAAUGGAAAAAUUGCCCAGUUGCAUGGAAAGGUCAAUUCACGCGAGGUGAUCACGGCAGACCAACAAUCAUGCUCGAAGCAGUUGUGUCGCAAGAUCUUUGGAUAUGGCUUGCAUUUUUUGGUGUUCCAGUAUCCAAUAAUGAUCUCAACGUGUUAAAUCAAUCCCCAAUAUUCACUGAUAUCUUACAAGGGCAAGCUCCGAGAGUUGAGUUUACGAUAAAUGGCACACAAUACAACAAAGGGUAUUAUCUAGCAGAUGGUAUCUAUCCAGAGUGA
Molecule: messenger RNA, 768 nt
Organism: Humulus lupulus (European hop)
Lineage: Eukaryota; Viridiplantae; Streptophyta; Magnoliopsida; Rosales; Cannabaceae
Exons: 2
Coding region: 1-768 (255 amino acids)
Source: RefSeq, a predicted model, not a curated record